AUGCAAUGGUCGAAAAAAAAACAGACGAAUCCUAAUCAAGCUUAUGAAAAAGUUCUAAAAUAUUUCAAUGAUGUCAAGUUUGGUGGGUUAUUUGUGUUUUGUACUAUAGUGAUUGGUCCUUUGAUAGGGGCUUUAAAUGAUUUGGGAAAAAUACCAUUAGACGAUCGUUCACAUUUCCCAUUAUUGUGGCCUAAGGUUAGUUUUACUUGCAAAGUAUUUUAAUAUAAUUCAAUAAUUAAAAGUAAAUUUUUUUUUUUUUUUAAUAAUUUGACUUUAAAUAUGCGUUUAUAAUUGCUAAUCGCUAGUUGAUAACGAAUAAACAUCCUAUAAUAAUAUAUAUUAAACACUAUAAAUUAUAUAACAUUAAUUAAUUUAUUAGUAGGAUAUGUAUUAUAUACAUAUAUAUAUAUAUAUAUAUAUAGUCAUAAAAGACAGUUUUCUAAUGAAUGUUUGGCUGGAACACGAUUAACCUUGAUCACAUCCAGAUUGAGCAGGGUUACAGUUAAACAAUAGAAACCCAAAAAACAACACGAUUGAGCAUGAAAAUAGGUGCGACGUUUCCACUUUGUACCGUAAAAUAUUAUUAUUAAAAAAUAAAAUACAUUUGAAUAUAAAUGUUUAAAAAUAAAAAACUUUAGUUGGUUUUUAAUCACAUAUUAUUACAUAUUAAGACAGCGUUUGCUGGGUCAGUAAGUUUAGUAUAUAUUACAAUUAAAAUUUGUUCCUUUAAAUACCGAAUAUAUAUAUAUAUAUAUAAAAAAUAAAUAAAAAAGGUUGAAAAUGUCAAUGGGAGCCAAACUUUACUACUUUUUAGCUUUAACUUUUGCCCUUUAAAAUAAUUGAAAUAUGUGGUUAAAGAGUAGAGAGACGCAGGAAGAGGAAUACAUGCGUCCAAAUUUUUAACUAUCUCCUUUUAAAUUUUCUUUGCAACAAACAAUUAUAUGAUAGGGGAAAGAUCAACAUUUUUCAUUGAUAAUGAUUCCCUCUCAGAUUUUUCGUAACUCUAAGUUCUAGUUUAAACAGGUUCAAACAUAUAAUAUAUGAUAAAAUAAGUACUACCUAUAAUAUAACACGAAAUAAAUUUAAAAUAUUAAUUUACUUUUUAUUUUAUUUUAAUAAUAUCACAUUAAUUUAAAGAAAAUUUAUUCCGUCUAACUUUUAUUUUAUUAAUAAAUUGGCUAGCAACAAUUGAUAGAUGUCUUCAUCGUCAUCGUUAUUAGUGGAAGAUUUAUUACCAAAAUAAUCUGAUAAUAUCUUUUGUUUAUUCAUUUAAAGAAAAUAUAUAAUAAAAUAAUUAUAUAAAACUACAAAAAUUCAAACUUUUUAAAUGCGAAUUGCAAAACAACAUUAUUUUGAUAAAAAAAAUGUCCGUUUACAAGAAUUUAUGAUAAGCUGUAGUCAGUAUAGCCACUGUCACAAUGUCACAAUAUUCAUAUCAUUAUCGUUAUAAUUUUAUUAUUAACAAUGUUCUCGAAUCUCAGAUAUAUUAUUCCGUAAACACGGUUUGAGAAACUCAAUCUUUUCAAUUGUUUGAUGGAAGUCAACAAUUUCAACACCAAAAUUUAUUUUAAAUAACACUCCACCUAUUUAAGGCAUUUUAAAUAAAGGUUGCUAUUUGAAAAUCAAAAGUUGGUAGUCAUUUCACAUUCAAAAAUAACAAUGACAAAAAAAAUGAAAUGUAAAAUGUUAGAACAAUUAGAUUCUGAGCAGAGCUAAUGACUUUACAAAAUUUUUAUUUUUUAUUUUUUUAUCAACUUUUCUAUCAGAAAACUUACUCAGAUUUUUAAGUAUAGCACCUUUUCUGAAAGGAAAUCAGUGUGAAAAGAUACUUUAAGAACGUCGUUUUUCAAUUUUCUCAGGAGUUUUCUCAUCAAAUUUGAAAAACCGGGAAAAACGUAAGAAAACUGGGAAAAUCGGUACAACAUUAAACAAAUAUUAUUAAAGAAAAUAUAUAAAGCAUAUAUAAUUAUUAUACUUUAAAAUGACAUACAUAUUGUUGACAAUGCAUCACUGUCAACUGAACUCCACUCAGAAUUGUUUUUUUCGUAAGCAAUAGUUUAUCGUUGUUUACAGGUACUAUUAAUAUCUAUAAAAGUGGCUACACUCGUCCCCAUUAUCCUAGAACGUCUUAUAUUUUUAUUACUUUCUAAUGCUGAACGAUAAUAUUGUCUAAAAAUUAUUAUUAAAUUUAUGCCUUUGUGCGUGUAUUUCAAUAAAUAAUGUCAAAUUAAUUUCAAAAUAUUUAUAUAUUGUAGUUUGGUGAAAAAAAUGAUCUCCGUACUUAUGGGAUGACUUAUUUGGCGCAAUUAUUGUCGAUUACUUUAACAUAUAUUUCGGUUGGAUCAUUCAAUUUUGGAUUUAUGGUUAUGUUGCAUGAAUUCCUUCACCAAUUUGGAAUGUUAUUAGAUGAAUUGAACGAAGCAUUCGAUUAUAGAAACGAUAAACAAUUUGAAAGACGUUUUAUUGAUUGUAUUAUUCACCAUCAAAUGAUAAUUAAGUAA
This is a messenger RNA of Cinara cedri, 2501 nucleotides long. Lineage: Eukaryota; Metazoa; Arthropoda; Insecta; Hemiptera; Aphididae. The record is from the annotation of a GenBank genome assembly.